This is a messenger RNA of Capsicum annuum, 666 nucleotides long. RefSeq lists its product as uncharacterized. The transcript has a single exon. Bases 1 to 666 code for a protein of 221 amino acids. The record is from RefSeq and is a predicted model, not a curated record. Lineage: Eukaryota; Viridiplantae; Streptophyta; Magnoliopsida; Solanales; Solanaceae.
AUGGAUGAAAGUGAUGAGAAAGUAUAUGAAGUUGAAAAGAAACAAGGAAAAGCAAGGCCAACCAUCAAUUUUCCUCCCCCAUUUCCUCAACGGUUACAUAAAAAGGAAGAGAGUGACAAAUUGAGUAAAUUUAUGACAAAUCUUAGCAAUCUUUCAAUAAAUAUCCCACUAUUUGAGGUGAUUCAAGAGAUUUUGGGAUACACUAAGUUAAUGAAGAAGUUAAUGUCCAAAAACAAGCUUGUUGUGGGUGAUACCACUGAGGUUAUUCUUGGGUGUAGUGCUAUCAUGGAUGCCAAAGUCCCAGAAAAGAAAGACGAACCCAGAGUAUUCACUAUUCUUUUCACCAUUGGGACUCAUGUGUUUGCAAAAGCUCAUUGUAACCUUGGUGCAAGCAUCAACCUAAUUCCCUUUGUCAUCUAUAAGACUAUUGGUUUCGACACUUUUACACUAACCUCAAUGCGACUUUUGAUAGCGGACUGGUCCAUAAAAAGACUGGUGGGUAGAUUGUUUGAUGUCCUUAUGAAGGUGGAAAAAUUUAUUUUCUCUAUAGAUUUCGUAGUAUUGGAUUGUAAGAUGGACAAAGAGUGUCCUAUCAUUCUUGGUCGUCCUUUCUUGGACACUAGGAGAGCAAUUGUUGAUCUAGAACUUAGGGAGAUGAAAUUUUGA